Messenger RNA from Exophiala dermatitidis NIH/UT8656, 3700 nucleotides. RefSeq lists its product as uncharacterized. Gene Ontology annotation, cellular component: cytosolic [4Fe-4S] assembly targeting complex. The transcript is spliced from 2 exons. The record is from RefSeq and is a predicted model, not a curated record. Gene Ontology annotation, biological process: iron-sulfur cluster assembly. NCBI's taxonomy places the organism in Eukaryota, Fungi, Ascomycota, Eurotiomycetes, Chaetothyriales, Herpotrichiellaceae. The coding region runs from base 189 to 3344 and encodes 1051 amino acids.
CGAUCAAAUCGCACCCUGCGGCCCAGUGAAUCUCGUUCUUUUUGUAAAGGUGGGACUCCGGGGCGGCCAGUGCAGGCCAGUCAGUGGUACUGAACAAUGUGCUGCUAGGAACUGUACCCAUGUCAUUAUUUGCAUUCUGCAAAUAAAUAUUCCCGCCGCUGUCCUUGACCGACCACUAACCAUGUAUCAUGGCUCUAUCCGACGCGCGGGACUAUGUGCUUGCGGUUGAGAGCGACAAACGUGAGGCUGCGGAAAUCGCAAAGUCGACCGCCCAGAAAUUGGAAACACGGCAGACUACCCUGAUAGACGUCGUCCAGUCUCUGGGCGAAUACAUCAACGAUGGCGACGACAAAAUUCGAGCCAGGGCUAUUUCCUACCUUGUCGCCGUGAUCUCUGCGCUGCCCCCAAAAUACCUUUCACGCCAGCAAAUCCAGGUCUUGUGCCAAUUCCUGUGCGAUCGGAUCGAGGAUGGCGGCGCAAUCGAUGGUCUGUCCAAGCUGCAGAGCUUGGACAGAUUUACAAAUGAGAUGGCACAAAUGGUGUUGAGAGCGAUAUUUGAGCACUUCUCGGAUUUGCAGACACGCAACCAGGCGGGCAGAUACCGGGUUCUUCAGCUGGUCAAUGAACUUCUUGAACACCGUCGCAAAGCCAUCAGGGACAUGGGCGAGGAAUCACUUAUAGGGAUCACAGAACUCGUUUCUGGCGAAAAGGAUCCUCGGAAUCUUAUGCUCAUCUUCUCAAUGUUGCGGGUCCUCAUGGUGGAGUGGGACAUCACGAAGCAUGUCGAGAUGAUGUUCGACUCGGUUUACGCCUAUUUUCCCAUCACAUUUCGGCCACCCCCGAACGAUCCAUAUGGCAUAACCGCCCAGGACCUCAAGGACAGGCUGCGCGAUUGCCUGGCAUCCACCUCUACCUUCGCCCCCCAUACCUUCCCAAACAUGUUGGAUCGCCUUGACUCGACAUCCAAUACAGUGAAGAAAGAUGUUCUGCAGACUCUUGCGGCAUGUGCCGGCAAUUAUGACCCUGCGACCAUGAGCCAGUACUCCAUAACUCUGUGGGAUGCUGUGAAGUUCGAAGUUCUACAGGCACAGGAACCGGAAUUGGCCGAGGAAGCACUGCGCGUGCUUAGCAACAUCGCCCGGUGCCUUUCUACCACUGCACCCAGUUCUCCGAACUCACCACUCCUCCAGUAUCUCAAGCCGAUCACCAAAGAAUGUCUGGAACAUCUGCAAGAGCCAGCAUCACGCCAAGCGAAGGCAUCAGGGACUAUUCUGAAAGCAGUUGCUUCAGCCUCGGUACCGGCAUUCGAGAUUGUGAUCAAAGCGGUUGGCCCGGCACUGUUUACGAUACACCAAUCUUCACAGGGCUUGGUACAGCAGAGAGCUGUUCUUGAGGUUACCAACCUGCUGUUUGAAGCUUCUCUUGAGGUCUAUGGGUCAUGGACGGGCUUGAGCGAAAGGAACCCUGAAGGUCGUGAAAACAUAAUGAUUGAUUUCAAAGACAAAUUUGUGGCCCUCUACAGUCAAGCGCUGAUGGGCACGGUCAAAGAAGAGGUGUCAUUUCGUCUAACGGCGGCAAACGGUCUGCUUUUGAUUUCGAAGAUGAGAUCAAUGCUCUCGGAUGAUGAAAUUGGCCUUUUCGUCCAGUAUUUCAACGAUAUUGUUCUGAAAGAAGAGUCAUACGGCCGUGAUGAACUCAAAAAGAAAGCAAUGGCUGCGCUGGCAGAGAUAUCACACUUCAAGCCGGCCUUGAUCUCUGAUAUCGCGUUUCCAGCAUUCCUGGCACGUCUGCCGGAUUCAGAAGACGAAGCCGUCCCAGACGACUAUAAUCCGGUUCUUGAAGGACUGGCUGAGAUCAGUGUCGAAAGGGGCUUGCAAGAGACUCUAAUGCGGCGGCUUUUGAACAAGGUUGAUCUCCUUUGCAAAUCAGACAACAGGACAUCCUUCCCCUAUACCUGUUCCGUGCUGGGCACGAUCUUCUACGUGUUGAAUCGUGCUACAACUGCGGCGAACUCGUCCCUCGAUGCAUAUUACGAUCGUGUAGUCAUCGGCAUCUCUCGCAGAACAACGGAAGCCAAAAGCGGCCCACUCACCAACGAAGCCGUGCUUGAUCUGGUAGGCCGCAUCAUGAACCUGAUCAUCCGACAUUCUGCGCCUGAUAAGGUUCAACUAGCUGCAGAGAAUAUAUAUCUCUUAUUCCGGGACAGCACUGAGGAUAAGCAGUCAGUCGACCUUUUGAGCCUGUUGGAGCCCCCAACUGUUACCAUUCUGUCAACCUGGCUCCUGGCAGCAAUUCCGCGGAACACACAAUCCUUCGUUCUCAACAAGACACAAAUACCCCAGACAAUCACCCAACUGAUAUUAUUCGCCUCUAAAUCCACCAGCCGUGGGAUUACUCAAAGCUGUCUUCUGCAGAUCGCUCUUUACGUUAACAAGCACGUUGAAACGGCAGACUUGGACUUCGUGGACAAUCUCCUCUCAAACACGCUGUCCAAUCUUCAGGAUGAGCCAAUGGACGGGUCCCCACCCCGCGACUUCAACAUUCGAGCUGCCUUUACACUAAUCAAGGCCCUGAUCCUUCGACUCAGUCCUAAGACAGAUCAAUACCUCACCAGCCUUGUUGGUCUGCUUGAUGAAGGGCAUUAUCCCGCGGAGGUCUGUCGGAAGGCAGCCAUGGGCUUUGCCACUAUUCUAUCCUCAGACGAUGUCCUGUCUAGGAAGAACUUCGCGCAGAUUAGGCUGCUUGCUCCACAACGUGUGUUCCAGAUGCUGACCCCCCUUAUAUCCGAGAAAUUCAGAGCUUCUCAGUCCCCGACCGAGAAAGAAAACUAUCUCAUAGCGCUCAGCGGCAUCCUGGCAAGUGUGCCAUCCAACAUUGUGAUGCCAGAAUUGCCCACCUUGUUACCCCUUCUUCUCCAGUCCUUGGACGUGACAGAUCAGAUGGUGAAGACAGCCACCCUGGAGACCUUGGCUGUGGUGAUAUCAAACAACCCGGCGGCUUUGGAGGAGAGCGGGCAUAUUCCCGCCUUGGUCAAGCGGUUGAUCGCUGUUGCCACAUUGCCUAAGUCCAGAUCAUCUCUAGGUUCGAAAGCAGCGAAGACUGCUCCUACUGCCAACCUUCCAACAACCCGCAGACUUGCCGCGCGUUGUCUUGGGCUGUUGCCCAAGUAUGUUGGCAAGACAGGCUCCAGGGCGAAUCCUCUUCUUGGAUUGAAGCGAGAGGUGUUGCACGGCCUUACCAGCGUACUGGACGAUCCGAAACGAGACGUGAGGAAGGAAGCUGUCGAUGCACGAGCCGCAUGGCUCAGGGAGGUUGACGACAUAAACGACGACGAUGAUGCAUAGAAUUGAUUUGGUUGUCUAGAUUUGUCGUAGAGAGACAACUGCCAAUUAACGCCAUUAUUUGGACCAGGAUUACAGGAUUGAAGAGAGUUUCAAAAUGGAAGAAUGCGACAGAAAAGACUGGGUAUCUCUGGUAUAUCAUGUCUCUACAACGAAACAGGGGCAUAGUAGUAUUCGUGCUCUUGGUGAUAUGUCGCUGGUAGGGUCGAUGGAAGUUGGUUAUGGUCAGAUCCGGAAGUGCUCGAUGAGCCGGCGUCCAUACACCACGUUGCUCGCAAUAUGAACUCAACGUGACCUCGUUAUGAGCGUAUGCGAUGAUAGGCUAGAUCUAAGCAACCCUUGAUUAGUUUCGUAAACGG